Centruroides sculpturatus (bark scorpion) is the source of this 2346-nucleotide messenger RNA. RefSeq names its product disintegrin and metalloproteinase domain-containing protein 10-like. Bases 67 to 2205 code for a protein of 712 amino acids. Gene Ontology annotation, biological process: Notch signaling pathway; membrane protein ectodomain proteolysis. The record is from RefSeq and is a predicted model, not a curated record. The transcript has 4 exons. Gene Ontology annotation, cellular component: plasma membrane. Gene Ontology annotation, molecular function: metalloendopeptidase activity. Lineage: Eukaryota; Metazoa; Arthropoda; Arachnida; Scorpiones; Buthidae.
UCGAAUUGUAUUCCACCAACGGAAUUGUUUUGGAUUCGAAUGUUUUCGAACGAAUAAUGAGAAAAAAUGAAUUCGUUAAGCGUUUUUCUUGUAGUUUUGUUUGUUUUUCACGAUUUGACCAUGUUCAUUUUUACUAAUAAGACUUCCUACCCUUAUAAAAUUGACAAUAAAGUCGUUUUCAAUUUCGACUUUUAUCACGGGGAACUUAAAACAGGAAGAAAAGUUUAUGGAAUUAAUUUCGUCGCCUAUGGGAGAGACUUUGAAUUUCGUCUGAUAGAACAAGAAUCCGUCUUGUAUUCGGCUACAAAAGUUGUUAUUCAUAAAGGUAACGCAUUACAGAAAAUGUAUCUACGAAACAUAGGCGCAUCCCCCGUCAUGAGAGGAAAAUUAAUACAUCAGAACAUUUGGAACGUCAUCGGUUAUGUUUACGAAAAGGAAUUAUUUCUAAUAUUUCAGGAAGGUCCCCAUUUAUAUAUGGUAGAACCACCUCGCUUGCACGUGAAAGAUCAUCAAAUUCAAACCGGAGUCAUUUAUAGAAUGAGAGAUGUGACAAUAAAACCGACUUAUGACGAUGGCAAAGCUGUCUGCGAAGUGAUGAGGGAUGAUGGUUUUCUUAGAUUUAACUAUCGCAGGAAAUCUGAUCGUUUGCAGUUUAGUAAACAAAUUCCAGUUACUGAAACAUUGAAAUCUCAUCAAACCAUGUGCUCUCUGGAAGUGUUAGUCGAUUACACUUAUUUCCAACAUAUGAGCUCGGAUCAUAAGCGUGUGGUUACUGAAGUUCUGUAUUAUAUUGGAAUUGCAGAUGAUAUAUUUCAAAAAAGCGACAUAAAUGAAGACAGAAUACCUGACGGAGUAGGAUUUAAUGUUGAAAAAAUAACGAUUUUCGAAAACAAAGAUGAUCUGGGAAAUCCUUUAUCAAUAGAAACAAAGGAUCACAACGUAUUUCUAGAUUCUUUAUCUCGAUAUCGCCAUCCUUACUGCAUGCUGAUAUGCUUUUGCCACAGAGAUUUUUGGAAACGAAACGAUUGCGUGACUGGAGACGCGAAGAAAAUUGGUGGAAUAUGUCACAAUGUGAACGCAGCUACGAAGAAAAUGAGUAACGUAGCUUUUGUGACCAGUCUAGAAAGAAACACGACGGUACCAAGAUUUAGAGUCACAUUAAAUCUAGUUCAUCAAUUGGGACACGCAUUCGGUUGCAAAGAUGAUGCAUUCAAAGACAAAGAAUGUAGUUCUAAUUACUGGAAUCCACAAAUGGGAAACUACAUCAUGUAUCCAAAAAUUCCCUACGGAAAGAAACCAAACAAUUGGAAAUUUUCACCAUGCUGCUUAAGAUCUAUGAAUAGACGCCUUAAAGACAAAAAUAUCUGUUUGAAAAAAGCCAAUCUUCCAUCCUGCGGCAACGGAAUUGUGGAAGAAGGAGAAGCGUGCGACUGCGAUCCAUCAGUGGACGAUUGCAAAGAAAUUGAGAAGUGUUGUAUUCUUAAAAGUUCAUCAAUAAAAUGCUCUCUUCAAUACCAUAAAAUGUGUUCGCCCGGUAAAGGAAUGUGUUGCGACCAAUCUUGUUCUUUUGUACAAAGUAUGGCAAACAAGAGUUGCUACAGCAACGAAAUUUGUUUUAAUGGUACUUCGGUAUGCGAUGGAUUAUCACCUUUUUGUCCCGGGAAAGUCGAACCCGAUGGAACAUCCUGUUUUAAUAACGCUGGAACUUGUGUUAAAGGCGAAUGUAGAGGCAGUAUCUGCGAUAAUCAUGGCUUUAAACUUUGUGAAUGCGCUACGCGUCACAAAGAAUGUCAUAUAUGUUGCAAAAACGGAUCGGAUGUUUGCAGAACAGCAAAAGAUCAUAAACUUUAUCGGGUAGACGGCAGUUUGUUUGUAAAACCGGCCGGAACUGACUGCGAUAACCAUUACGGGACUUGUCUGAGUAACGGAACUUGUGUGAAGAAAAAAUUCUUAACUAAGGUAUAUGGAUGGAAAGAGAUAGUAAUUCCGCCUUUUGCUAUACUUAUAAUACUCGCAUGUGGUUACCUUUACUUCGUAAAUAAGAAUAAAGAUAAUGUAACGCCAAUAUUCAGACAAAGACAAAAAGCAAAAAGAAAACCCGAAGAAAAAAAUACUAAAUCAAGAAGAAAACGUGUUAAGAAAAAAAAAGUCAUAGUAAAGAAAGGUGCAUCAAAGGAAGUGAAACAUUCUAGCGAUGUGGAAUAAAGUAAAUAAUACGAACACAGUUCUGUUCUAUAACGAAAAUUAUUUAAAAUUUAUUUAAAGUUUUUACAAAAUAUUCACAUAAAGCAGUUACAAAUAUCCCUUUUCUAAAUAAAAUAUAUUUCAUAAAAGUUUACAUUAAAA